This is a messenger RNA of Leptinotarsa decemlineata (Colorado potato beetle), 1349 nucleotides long. RefSeq lists its product as uncharacterized. Lineage: Eukaryota; Metazoa; Arthropoda; Insecta; Coleoptera; Chrysomelidae. The record is from RefSeq and is a predicted model, not a curated record.
GGCGUAUCUCCAAAUGUGCGUGAGUAAUCAAGUGUAAUUUUCUUUCUCCACAGUUUUUAGAACCCUCCAAAAACCUCAGUGAGUGGGUGAAAAUCUCAGCUAUUUUGCCAAAAAGGAUGUGAUUAUCAAAUAGGUGUUGCAACCUAAUCACUAGGUACCAGUAUUGAGUUUCACUUCUGAAAGAAGGAUAAUUGACAAUGAAAGUUAUCAAAUGUGAACAGUGCAGCAAAAACCAUCAGCGAGAUUGAAUAACUAGUAAUUAGGUACGUAGAUCCAAAGUGAUCGUGUUCAUUUUAUUUUCACUACGACUCGCAAGGCUUUAUUGUGGCUCACAAAUAUUCAGUCUAAUCCAGAUAGCGAGAGCGAAACUCAGAGAAUCUGAUUUGGUCUUUAGUUAGGAAGGCACAGAGUGUUUACUAGCUCUUCCAUCAUCUACCAAACUUCAACAGCAUUCACUUUCUCCAGUACAAGUUUCUGCAUAUGAACAUUCACACGACAGUAUCCUUUAAAAACUAUUUAAAUGGCCGUAAUCUGAUUUGAUAGCAAAGAAGACAACUCUGGUAACUCGACGGAUGAUAAUCUCAAUAUCAUAGCAAUUGAGAGGUAUAUAAAUUGAAUACCAUUUACUUUUGUAACAUAAUUCAAUUAUCACAUCCAUGGUUAGGUGAUAAGAUUACAUGAAUAGUAUUUUUUCGAAUCUUGAAAAUGUUUUGUCUGUGGAAGAACUAUCUCAAAAAAUUUCUUGCAACACGCGGCUGUUCCGUGUCGAAGAAAGCCAUGAUUGGCGGAUGGUUUGGGGUGAUAUGGAGGUCAACAAUCAGUGUAUUAGUUUCAUAUUAUUUCAAAGUAGAGGGUUCUGACAGUUCAACGAUUUUACGAACAGCAUUAAUAGGAAUUUUAUCCUACCUACUGCUCAGUUUCCUGACGAAUAUAUUGUUUCUGGCUGCAAUUUCUCAGAAUUGGCCAUACGCCCUCCUUCCAUAUAUUUCAAUACAAGGGAUAGAACUAAUUAUUUAUCUCUUUUUCAUGACGUCGCUGUCAAUGAUCUUAUAUGUUAUCAAAGUGAAUGCUGCUAUUUGGCUUGUGGUUCCAAUAAUGGUUGUGAUUUUAGCUCUCAAUGCCUACUUUUUCGCUUACUCUUUGGUAGAACUCAGAAAAAUGGAAUUCGACAUUAGGACGAAAAAAAGGGAGAAAGAAAUAGCAGCAAACCAGUUGAAUCGUAACAAAGAACCUCCAAGAAAGUCCCUCAGAGCAAUACGACAGGAAAAACUUAGGGCAACAGCCCAACUGUGAUUUUUCUCAACCCAAAUGGUACUGGUGAUACGAAAUAAAAUUUUACAUGAGUUCAA